This is a messenger RNA of Pelagomonas calceolata, 891 nucleotides long. NCBI's taxonomy places the organism in Eukaryota, Pelagophyceae, Pelagomonadales, Pelagomonadaceae. The record is from the annotation of a GenBank genome assembly.
ACCGUUUUUCAAGUUGCGGAUAAUAAAGGCAACACGAUACAUGUGAAGAGGGGGAGAAAUUACUAUGGGAAGAUGAGACACAGUAGGCACCCCCAGGCCUGCAGGAGGCUACUCUAUACAAACCUCCCUCUUGCGACGGUCACCUGCCACUAAACCUUACAGUGCGGUCACAUGAGAUGCAGCAUUCGGCCCUACUGGUGGGGCUUGUAUCCGACUCCCCGGGGUAUGACCUGUCUCAUGCGGAGGGCAACAGCCUCGCAACAGCCAUGCUUCCUCUGCAUCGUAUUAAGAAGAGCGAAAAUAGGGCUCUCAACAGCGCGUCCAGCAUCAAGGACUACAUUGCUAAUGGGGGGAGUGUUUCCGGCCUCAAGGCAGAGGUUGCAUUAGGCAAUGUCAUUCUUGAUGAAGCCAAUACUGAUAUUCUCACACGUGGAUCAUACCUUUGGGUCAGUGACAGCGAACUUCGCAUAAAAAGGAUAUUCACCAGGCCUCUGAGUGCCGUCGUCUCAAUCGCAAAUAGUUGAUUCUUUUCAUCAGAUAGCCCUGGAUCUCCCUGGGUUGAUUGCUCGCUAACUCGAAAAUGGCGGGAGCCAGGCGGAGCUUGCGCGGAUCCUGAGGCAGCCCCGACAGCCGACCUGCCGGAGGUCCCUCAUCAUCGUGACCGAAAGUCCGAGUCACACAGACCCGGACUCGUUGUAGCCCCGGCGGGCCGGGCCGGCGCGUACUGGCAGCCUGAGCCGGAGGCCCGGGAGGUGCCGCUUCGAUGUCGCGCGGCGAGGCGCGAUGGGAGAAUAGAUAGUGGUGUAUGUAUUAUGUAGUUGGCGUUCAAGUCAACUUGAAGGACUACCCUGACUUACUUCGACAUCACAUGCAAACAGUUCGACCAUCACC